UAUGAAGAGUUUGGGGUCUUCUGUCAUUGAAAUAAUCAAAGCCAAGAAUAAGCGUGAAAUGUUGGAGCAAAAAAUGGACGACCUACUGAGUCAUCAGAGACAAUUUGUCGAAAAUAAUCGUCGGUCCUUAGAACAGAAAAUAAAAGAAAAGGAAAAGGAAAUGGAGGAAAAAAACCUUCUUCGCUGCCAGUCUGAUCAAAAAUCUCAAGAAAUCCAUCAGCUGCAAGAACUGAAAACAGCUAAACAGUUUCUGAAGGAGACCCAGAAUUAUGCGGAAGAGAUGAAAACGAGACAAUCUGAAGGCUUUAGAUCAACUGAAGAAGCAAAAUGGAUUCGCUGACAGUAA
Mauremys reevesii (Reeves's turtle) is the source of this 346-nucleotide messenger RNA. Its product is annotated as centromere protein F-like. The record is from RefSeq and is a predicted model, not a curated record. NCBI's taxonomy places the organism in Eukaryota, Metazoa, Chordata, Testudines, Geoemydidae. The coding region runs from base 2 to 340 and encodes 112 amino acids. The transcript has 4 exons.